This is a messenger RNA of Chelonia mydas (Green sea turtle), 8312 nucleotides long. RefSeq names its product Sp6 transcription factor (gene SP6). Gene Ontology annotation, molecular function: RNA polymerase II cis-regulatory region sequence-specific DNA binding; DNA-binding transcription factor activity, RNA polymerase II-specific. Gene Ontology annotation, biological process: regulation of transcription by RNA polymerase II. The transcript is spliced from 2 exons. The coding region runs from base 259 to 1371 and encodes 370 amino acids. NCBI's taxonomy places the organism in Eukaryota, Metazoa, Chordata, Testudines, Cheloniidae. The record is from RefSeq and is a predicted model, not a curated record.
GGCCGGGAGGGAAGCGGAGCCGAGCUGAGCGCGGCGGUGAGUCAGGGCGGGUUCGCUCCGCUCACCUGCGCUCGCUCGCUCCGCACGGGCUGCGGGGACCGGCAGCGGCCAGCGGCCGAGGGGCUCUGCCCGAGGGGCGGGCGAACGGACGGGCCGGGCGCCCCGAUGAGGACGGCUCCGCGGGGAGAUCGCGGCACCCCCGGGCCCCGCUGAACCCGCAGGUCUGCCGGAGCUGCGGCCCCGCUCUGGAGUCCGGCAAUGCUCACGGCCGUCUGCGGCACUCUUGCCAAUCAGCGCUCGGAGACGCCGCGCGUCGCCUCCCCGCACUUGGACCUGCAGCCCCUGCAGCCCUACCAGCCCCACGCCAGCUCCGAGGUGGGCGGCGACUUCCCCUCCCCUCUCCAGUCCACGGAGCUCCAGCACCUGCCCUUGGUGGGCCCCGGGGUGGAGUUUGCGGCCGCCCCCGGCUACGAUCUGCAUGGCUCUUCGAGGCUAGACCUGGAUGGUGACAGCCUGCUGGCCCCUGGCGCGUACUCCAAGCUCCUGCAGCCGCCUCCCGAAAUGGCCCACCCCUACGAGCCCUGGUUCAGGCCCUCGCACCCCGGCAACGCCGCCGAGGAGGGCGGCGUGAAUCCCUGGUGGGACCUCCAUGCCGGAUCCAGCUGGAUGGAGCUGUCGCCGGGUCAAGGCGGCCUCCAAGCCCCUGGCCCCGCGGGCGGACUCCAGCCGGUGCUGGGGGGGUAUGGCUCCGCUGAGCACCAGCUCUGUGGCCCGCCACACCACCUCCUGCCCUCGGCCCAGCACCUGAUGGGCCAGGAAGGGCCGAAGCUGCUCGCCUCGCCUCCGGAGCCGCACGUUCUCGAGCAGGCUGUGGACGGUACCGCCAGGGCAAAGAGCUCGAGGCGCUCGGUGCCCCGGAGCGCCGGGCAGGCGGCCUGCCGCUGCCCGAACUGCCAGGAGGCCGAGAGGGUGGGGCCCUGCCCGGACGGGGCCAAGAAGAAGCAUCUGCAUAACUGCCACAUCCCCGGCUGCGGCAAGGCCUACGCCAAGACCUCCCACCUGAAAGCCCACCUGCGCUGGCACAGCGGGGACCGGCCCUUCGUCUGCAACUGGCUCUUCUGCGGCAAGCGCUUCACCCGCUCCGACGAGCUGCAGCGGCAUCUCCAGACCCACACGGGGACCAAGAAAUUCACCUGCCCCGUGUGCAGCCGGGUCUUCGUGAGGAGCGACCACCUCAGCAAGCACGUGAAGACGCACGAGGGGGCCAAAGAGGGAGCGGAGGGGGAGGGCAAAGGCGGGGCAGACCUGCCGGGGAAAGGCAAGAGGGAGCCCGAGGCCGGCAGCUCCAGCCCCGUGACCCAGCCCAACUGAGCCUCUCUCCCCCCGCCGAGACGCCCCCUCCUCUCUCCGUCACCGCAAGAUGGACGCUCCCUCCCUGACGCCGGGUCUCCCUUGGCGGGGCCGCGCUUUGGGCCGUGGCCCCGGGGCGUACGUGGCGGUGUGCUCUGAGCAAGAAGCUAUUUAUUCUGUAGGAGGGAAGUAUGCAAUCUCGGUGCGUGGGGCACGGGGCCUCUCCUCCCACGGGGGGCUGGGAGGGUCCGGCCCGGGGGCUGGUCUCCGAACCGCAAGAGGGAGGACAUUAAGGGGUUAAGGGCUGGGACCUUUUUUUUUUUUUUUUUUUUUUUUCUCUUUUGAAGGAUCUGAGUUGAGGCAUUGUGCCGAGGGGGUGGGGGUAGGGGGCAGGAGGAGGGGGCUCCCCCAUGCAAAGUGGUGGGGGGAGGGAUGUCUCUGGGGUAGGCUGGGGCCUGGCCCCCAGCCCUGGGUCCAGACCCUUCCCUCUGAGCAGCAAAAUCCGAAUUGGAGAGCUGGGCUCCGGGCUCAGCUGGUACAGGAGGCAGGCAAGACACUGUAACCGAGGGUGGUUUUAGGUCCCCCCCACCCCCCGCAGACUCCCCCAUCCACUGCCUUUCCCCUCCCCCACCCAAUCACCUCCUCCCCUCCCCCGCCCGAGCAUUUUCUCCCCUCUUUUUCCCCCCCCCCAACUCCUCUUCCAGCCCCACCCCGCUGCAGACUCUGCACUCCACCCUGCAAAAUGACCCUCCUGGCCCGAUCCCCUUUGCUCCCUGACGCCCUGCCUGGGAAGCUCCCAGAAGCCGGCUCCUGCCCUGGGGGGGUUUCGCUCAUCUGGGCGGCGGAAGCUUCCCCGCUUGCUCGGGGAUCCUCCCGCCCUCCCCCUGGUUUGUGCUGCUACGACUUCUGGCAGGAGGGAGGCUGUUUGGAAGGAAGAUCAAGCGGGACCCGGAGCAGCGAGGGCCCUUCCCUCUCGGCUGCACCUGUCCAGACACGUCUGGGGCCAAAAGGGGACGGCGGGUUGGGAAAGGCUAGUUUCCAAACAGCUCACCCCAAAGGGAACCCCCUGGAGAGGGGGAGCAGAGGGGUUCACUGCUCUUCCUCCUCCCAUACACCCCCUUUGCCCCCCAUUCCCCCCCAGCAGAGGAACAGACCCCCACCGUUACCCAGGACACGUAGGAGCUGGGAUCGGCCCUUAGAAUCCCAGCCAUGAAGCUGCAGCGGGGCAGAGCCAUGGGUCUUUACUGACCCGGCGUGGUUUGUCCCUGCCCAGCGCUACCCCAGGGUGGGGGUGGGGGGAGGUGGAGCUGCCCCCUGGGUGUUCAUGGGAGGCUGAGCAGCUGCUGUGUUGUAGACCCAGGUGGCAGGCCCCUGAGCGGGGUUCAAUUGAGCUGCCCAGCUGAUGGAGUUUAGGGGACGAGGUGGCCCCAGGUGGGAACCCAUCAGCGUCGGAGGCAUUGUGCUUGCUUGGCUCUAGGUGUGGGGGUGAAUCCCUCCCACCCCCAUGGUAGCUCAGCCUCUCCUGUCUCGCCGCCUUCCAUCAGAAGGUCCCAUGUUUAGCCAUUACGGCCCCGCUCCCAGCUUUCGGUCCCUGCAGCCAGUCUUAUGAUCCUCCAAAGGGACAGGGGUUCCCACCCCGCGUCACCCCAAGCAGUGGAGGCCCUGGACGUUCAGGCCCUCGUGAGUCUGCCCCAGGGGGUUCCCGGCUCUGCCACGUGACCUCUAUCCCCUCCUGCUUUUUGGCUGCGCGGGGAGGACUCGGAGGACAAUCUUCCCCGGGUUGGGGUGGGUGAGUCCAGUCAAGGGCAAUACCCAGGGAUGGGGGCUGAGCCGCAGGGAAGAGAUCCUUCUCAGGGUGGGAACCCACUGGCCUCACGGGGACUGGGGUGUGCGAGGGAGAAACCCCGCGAUGAGCCACCCGGGCGUGGGGAGUGGUGCUCUGCGGCGGGGGGAAGCCUCGGGGGGGGCUGCGCCGAGGCUGCUGGGCGAGUUGUGCAACGUGCCGGCCUUUGUACGAUUGCCCAACGUGUGCAGCUGCUCCUUUCCCACGCCCACCCCUCUCCCAUCCGUCCGUCACCCGCUCUUCCCCCGGGGGGUGAACCUUGCCUUGGAAAGCCAGUGGAGCCAGCAGCAGCCAGAUUCCGAUCCUAUGGCCCAAUCGGGCCAGGCAGGGAGGGACGGGAGCGUCAAACCACCCUCUCCCUGGGCAGCCGGGCUGGGUGGGUCUUGUUUUGCCCUGGAAGCUGAAUCCAGGCAGCUCUGAGCCUGAUCCCAUGCUCUGUACUCCAGCUAUGUUUAUUGAAUGCCUAGAUUACCAAUUGGGCUGUGGAAGCUGAUGGGUUGGGGAAACAUCCCUAGAAAUCCCCCUCCCCCUUGCUUUUUCGUUAAACUGUUGAUUUUUAAACCAGUUUAUCCCGAAGGAAACUUUUUUUCUCUCUCUCUCUUGAUCCUACCCCCCCCCUUUUUUUUUUAAAUGAAGUAGUUGUUUCAUCUAAUUGUUUUCCUAAAUGUCGGCAGAACCCUCGAGCAAGUAAGACGGGCUCUUCUGCCAGUGCAAAUGUAACUGUGGGGAGUGGAGGGUUGGGCUUCUGUCGGGAGAUUGGGGGAGAGGUUUUAAGCUACGGCUACCUCUAGAUCCAAAAUUCUGGGGGCCAGAUCCUCAGCUGGCGUCUUGCAGCUCCCCUCCAUUGAGUGCACUGAGUGACGCCAGCCAAGAAUCUGGCCUGGGGAUUUUUCGCAGCUGAUAUCAUGGUUCGGCCCAUUAUUAAAACGUGGGGUAAUUUGCCAGAUUCAGAGUGGAGUUUGGAGACCAAGAAGCUUCUAACUUCCAGAGUGUUUGGAGUUUGGAGGAAGUUCAGGCCCAUCUCCGGGUAUGAGCCGAGCUCUUUAUUUUAGACUGUUUUAUUAAUUAUUAUUAUUUUAUUAAUAUUAUUAUUAAUAAGGUGAAACCAGGCUUUUCCAGUUGGGGAGGAUGGAAGCUUAGAGACUAAGCUCAUUUAAUGUGCAUCUUUGGUGGGCCAGUUGGCUGGCUGGCUGUCCCCAGUACUGGUCUCAAAAGCCAGUUGCUCGUCUCUGGUCCUAUCUGGGCUGGGAUCUGAACUGUGCUUGCUGCAGACAGGUUUUGUUAAAGGGCUGAGGAAUUCUGAGACCUCUCAUGGGUAGCUGAGGGCAAAGAACCUAAAUAUGUUUCAAGUUUGAGUCUUGUUGGAACGACUCGUGAGUAAAGGCUGCAGGAUUGGACCUCCAUUCUCUAGCACCGUUUCCUUGACUGGUGUCAAGGACCUUUUCCCUCUCUGACGUCCGUCCAUGUGGCUGGCUUAGUCGGAGUCCCAGUGCACCCACCGUCUCUUCCAAAGGAUAAUUCCGAUUUUUCAGAUUCUUCUCCAUUUGCAUUUUUACCCUCUCAGGAAACGGACAACAAAAACAACUGGGACACCAAACAAAUUCAGACCAAAUGUCACAAGUGUAGAAAUCAAGAUUCAUCCGCCACAAAUAAAAACCCUCAUAUUAAUUGACGGACAGAUAGAACAGGGAGCGGAAAAGAUGGACAGCUGCCUCCCUGUGUGGGGAAAAAAAAACAGGCCUGGUUUAUCCCUGGUUUAACUUCAGAGAUACAGCUGGCUCCUGAUGUAUUUAAAUUUCCCUCCUUGUAAAUUUCAGUGGAGAUUUUUUUUUUUUAAAUCACUUUCUAGAUGGAGGAAGAAAUUGACAACUAGUUGUCUUCACCACUGAAAAUCCAAAACCUUCUAACCUUAAUUAGAGUCUAUCCCUGUCCAUGCUGGUAACAAGGAGACUGUGCUAGAUUCUUGCUAAUAAUUAGGCAAAUUAGGUUGGUUAUUUAUGCAGCAAAACCAAUGUGGGUUUAGAUCCAGACUGUGUGUCCUACCCCCAGUAUCAGGAGUUGGAGCUGGGAGAAGUAGGGUUUGCAUCAAUGAUUCUAGUUUGGUCCAUCUCUGGUAAACCAGAGCCCUGCUGAACUUUGAGCAAGUCUGUAUGUAGAUCCAAACUUUGCUUCUAUAAAAGGACAUUCAGGAAGGUAGUUAAUUCGGAUUAACGAAAGGUGUGAAUUUAAAGUGCAUCAGUUAAACGUGAAUGAAGCUCAAUCAAAUUAAUUCUGAAUAAGGCCAUCCACACAGAGGUUUAAUGCAGUUGAACUAAUCCACUUUAAAAGUUAAUUCAGAUUAGUUUUCCUGACUGUCCCAGUGUAGACAAAUCCUCUGGGCUUGAUCCAUCUUCCAGUGAAGCUGAUGAGAGUUGGGCUGGGUGACCUGACCACUUUGUUAGCAGUGACCACAGUUUAAACAUGCUUAUGGCUACAGGUUUCCAUCCUGGAGCUGAUGUGGGGCAUCCCCUGGGAGCUCUGAAGCAGUGCUGUCUGAUCUCUCCCUCCUGCGCCCCACAAACAGGUCCUGAGAACACGAGGGUCUUUGGGAGUUGGGGUGGAUUCCUUGGCAUCUGGGCUCAGCUCGUCACAUCUGGCCUCCCCCCUCCAUCGAUAUUGGGCAAAAUCGCUGUUCCCCUAAUAGAAUUGCUCCUGCCUAGUUUCUGCUGGUGAAGGCAUUGGAGUGGCUGGGGGCGAUCCCACUUUUUAAAGCAGAGAUCUGAAUUGGUUCCUGGAUCCAAAGAACCACGUAUAGGAUAGGUCCAUGCCGGCCUUCUGCUGUCCCAGGGCGGCUGAACAGUUUGGAAGGGAAACCAGUGGAAGUAGGGGAUUUAGGCAGCCACCCCGCCACCUCCUUCCCUGCAGCUAGGAUGGCUCAGAACCCAGCCGCUUCCAUCAGGCCUUUGAUUUAUGGGGCAAUGAAGGCUGUAAAACUGAGUGGGGAGAGACGGCUCACUAGGUCCCGGCCUGCCACAGCCAGCCCAGCCUGCUGCAUGGUGGGGAUUUCAGGAGGGGCUUGCCGGUGCUGUGCUCCAAAAUUGGCUAGUCCAAGCGUCUCCUAGCCCACUGUCUCCCUGCAAGGGGGCUGCCCAGGUGAGGAACAUACAGGCCUGAAAUACCAAGCCAGCUGGGGUGGUGCCAUUGAACCUUGGGCGUCAGGGCAUAAGCUGAUCCCCAGCUGGGUGGUCGUGGGGGAAUUUCCGCUCCCCGGGGGAAGAGUAUCACGUAGGUAGAUACAGCACAGGAGCAUCUGACAGCAGACACAGCUGGAGGCGGGGUAGCAGAAUAGAUGGGCCUGCUGAUCUGAACCGCUGGGUGAGCAUGUUGGUUUGAUCCAGGGGAUACCAAACUAGAUGAGCGUGUUUCUUUGAUCCAGGAGAUACCAGGCUACAGAGACUAUUUGGCUUGAUUCAGGGAGUGGGGAUACCGGGCUAGAUGGGCCACUAGUUAGAUCUGAAGUGGUAAUGAGGUGGGGAUACCGUAUUGCAGGGAUAGUCAAUAGGUGGACCGCAGGUCAAAUCUAGCCUCCGUCCAGAUGCUUUUUGAAUGGACCCCUGUUAUUUACUUAUCGUUAUCAUUACUGUUGUUUUGUUUGGUUAUUGUCUCUGGAGUCUGGACCUUGACUAGACCUUGACCAAGAAAUUUGGACCUUGACAAAAGAGAAUUGACUACCCCUUUCUUAUUGGAUGGGUCCAUUGGUCUGAUCAGCGAGGCAGGGAGACACGGGUAGAUGGGCUGUUGCGGAUGGAGUUGGCUAGGAGAUCCGGUGUGGCAGGGAUACUGGGAUAGAUGAGCUAUUGGCUAGAUGUGAUGUGGUCGAAAGAUGGGGAUGCUGUACUAGCUGGUUCCAUUGGUCUGAUCGGGGAGGUGGGGCCCCUGGGCUAGAUAGGCCAUUCGCCAGGUCCUGUGUGGGAGGAGAUGAAACACCAGACCAGCUGGCUCAUUGGUUCAUUCCCAUGUGGUGGUCCACACGUAGGAUACAAGGAUGGAAUUGCCAACAAAUGACACUCCGCUGCCAUGUACCUGCUCCUGGGAAGUGGCAGGAAGGUUUUGCUGACUUCCAAUGUCUGAUGUGGGGCAUGGGAGACAGGAGGGGCUGCUGCCCAGCCCCCCCAUGGUCAGUUUGGCUAGGGGAGCAGUUGGCUGCUAGUGACCCUGGGUACUGGGCUGCUUUCCUGUCGUCGUCCCCCCCCCCCCCCCCCCCAAGCCCCAAGCUGCUACCGUAGGAGCCCCACAGAGGUAACCAUGUAGGAUCCUUCGCUGCUAUGAAUCAACCUGGGGUGAUGGCUUGUGGGUUUGUGUUUUGUACCAUGUCAGGGUUCCCUCCCCACUCUGAACUCCAGGGGACAGAUGUCGGGACCCACAUGAAAGACCCCCCCCAAGUUUAUUUCUACCAGCUUAGGUUAAAAACUUCCCCAAGGCACAAAUCCUUCCUUGUCCUUGGAUGGGUACUGCUGCCAGCACUAAGUGAGUUAGACAAAGAUUCAGGAAAAGGACCCCUUGGAGUCCCUGGUUCCCUAUAAUAUUCCCCAAGUCCCUUCACCCUCUUUCCUGGGGAGGCUUGAGAAUAAUAUACCAACCAAAUAAGUAAACCAGAUUCUUAAACAGAACUUUAUUAUAGAGGGGAAAAAGGUAAAAGAAGCACCUCUGUAAAAUCAGGAUGGAAGGUAACUUUACAGGGUAAUCCGAUUCAAAACUUUAAAGUUACAAGAAACAGGGAUAAACCUCCCUCUUAGCACAGGGAAAAUUCACAAGCUAAAACAAAAGAUAAUCGAAUGCCUUUCCUUGCUUUACUUACAAUUUUUGUAAUCCUAGAUCUUAUUUCAGGCAGGGUUUUAAGAGAUGGUUUUUCCUGCCCCUGGUCCCUCUCUGGUUCCAAGAGAGCCCACACAAAGAGACAAAGCAAAAACCUUCCCCCCCACAGAUUUGAAAGUAUCUUCUCCCCUUAUUGGUCCUUUUGGUCAGGUGCCAACCAGGUUAUUUGAGCUUCUUAACCCUUUACAGGUAAAGGAGGGAUUUUAUGCUACCCUUAGCUGAAUGUUUAUGACAUACCAUAAUAAAGUUGUGUGUUUUCCACGUG